UAACUUGAGUAUGGAGAGUUUCCUCAGGGAGUUUCCCCAGGACAGUUACAACUGUUCCUCCCACCAGGGCACAGGAUCGAUCUCCGAAAACUUCUGUUACUCCUCCCCUCUCCCGGAACACCGCUACCUGGCCACACCCACCAGCUGGACCUCUGACCGCCACCCACUAUCCAAGAGCCCCUGGGGCUGCCUAGACCCCUACACCUCUGAGGACCAGGACAGGGAGUAUGUAGGCUUUGCUACUCUGCCCAACCAGGUACACAGGAAGUCAGUGAAGAAGGGAUUUGAGUUCACUCUGAUGGUGGUAGGAGAGUCUGGUCUGGGUAAAUCUACACUAGUCAACAGUCUGUUCCUUACAGACCUCUACAAGGACAGGAAGGUGCUGAAUGCAGAGGAGAGGCUGGCUCAGACUGUGGGCAUCACUAAGAACACAGUGUGCAUCGAGGAGAAGGGAGUGAAGCUCAAACUCAAUGUAGUGGACACACAAGGCUAUGGAGAUGCCAUCAAUAAUACAGACAGCUAUAAGUGUGUGUCCGACUACAUUGACCAUCAGUUUGAGCAGUACCGCAGGGAUGAAUUCGGCCUGAACAGAAAGAACAUCCAGGAUAACAGAGUCCACUGCUGCCUCUACUUCAUCUCUCCCUUCGGACAUGGUCUGCGGCCAUUGGAUGUAGAGUUUAUGAGGGCUCUGCAGGACAAGGUCAACAUCAUCCCUGUUGUGGCCAAAUCUGAUAGUCUCACUUAUGAUGAGGUAAAGAAGAAGAAGAUCAGGAUCCUAAGUGAGAUAGAUAAGUACAGGUUAAAGAUCUACCAGUUACCAGACUGUGACUCUGAUGAGGACGAGGAGUUCAGGAGGCAGGACAUGGAGCUCAAGAGGAGCGUUCCGUUUGCAGUGAUUGGCAGUAACAUGGUGGUGGAUGUUAAUGGUCGGCGGAUCCGCGCCCGUCUCUACCCCUGGGGAGUGGUGGAAGUGGAGAACCCAUAUCACAGUGACUUUGUCCACCUGAGGAACAUGUUGGUGAGGACUCAUAUGCAGGACCUGAAGGACAUGACCCAUGACACACACUACGAGAGUUACAGAGCACAGUAG
Salvelinus namaycush (lake trout) is the source of this 1090-nucleotide messenger RNA. RefSeq names its product septin-4-like. The transcript is spliced from 9 exons. Bases 11 to 1090 code for a protein of 359 amino acids. NCBI's taxonomy places the organism in Eukaryota, Metazoa, Chordata, Actinopteri, Salmoniformes, Salmonidae. The record is from RefSeq and is a predicted model, not a curated record. Gene Ontology annotation, cellular component: synaptic vesicle; microtubule cytoskeleton; cell division site. Gene Ontology annotation, molecular function: molecular adaptor activity; GTP binding; GTPase activity. Gene Ontology annotation, biological process: regulation of exocytosis; cytoskeleton-dependent cytokinesis.